CUAAUUUAAAUAGGUUAUUUAAUAUAUGCCUGAGAUCUGGAAUGUAACUCUUUCUGCUUAUAUCUGCUUAUAUAAUUUAACACAAGUCUACGCACAUUUGCAAGCAUUACGAUUAAGAUUAAUAUUAGGGGUGCCCGUUAUUCGAACAUUUUUUGCCGGAUGUUUUGUUGUUGUGUGUCGAUGUUUCACUGGCAAUGUAGCCACCAGCCACCAUUAGCGGGUCUUCCAACAGGAAAAAGCGCCAACUGCUGUUUCUACACCGUCUGAAUCGUCAAACAAGUAAAUGGCUCAAAAACUGGAUAUUUCGUGAAAUAUAUGAAACUUCAAAGUGGAUUAACUCAUUCAGGUACCGGAAAAAGGAUGCCAGGUCUGCAGGGGGAAAAUGUUGUGGCUGCGCUAGGGAGCCCCAUCAAGAGGAGUAAACUGUCUCUGAAGUUCCUCCAGAAGAAAGAAACCAAACGGGCUCUGGAUUUCUCUGAACCUCAAGCAGAUGAACCCAAAACAGUUGAACAAGAGGAGCCUGAGGCAAGCAGCUGCGAUCAGGUGGUCCCUGGUCCUUCUCCAUGUCCAGCCUCACCUGGCCUUUUGCUCCCAUCUGAGAAGAGAGAGACCUUGGUGCCAUUUGUGGGACUCAACAACUUGGGCAACACCUGCUAUUUGAACAGCGUCUUACAGGUGCUGUACUACUGCCCAGGGCUCCGAGACGGUGUUAAGAAACUGUACAACCUGUCUAAAAGAAAAGACAAACCAAAGGAAGAAACUGAUAAAAGCGAAGAGCAGUCAGAAGUUGUGGCUGAAGAUGUGUCUGCUCAAAUUGAGCUCCUUGGGAGCUUCAGCGGUCUGAUAGCAUCAGUGGAGCAGCUGCAGUCCAGCUUUCUGUUAAACCCCGACAGCUUCAGUGAUGGAGAACUCGCCACUCCGCCUCGAAAAAUACUCCACACACUCAGGCAGCUGAACCCUAUGUAUGAGGGCUAUCUUCAACAUGACGCUCAGGAGGUGCUGCAGUGCAUCCUGGGAAAUAUCCAGGAGGCUUGUGUCACCAUCAGAAAGGAGUUGGAUCUGGAGGAUGCCGACGAGACUGAGGUUAAACUUGAGGCUGGUGUCCAUUUGGGUUCAAGCAGCCCUGCGACAGAAUCCAAAACUCCCCCAGAAGAGGACGGCCAAGUCAGUGGCAAAAGAAAGAGUGACACUGAAGUGGGAAAUGCUAAAAAGAAGCCAAAAUCUGUCAAGUCUAAGAAGUCUGAUGAAGAGGAUAAUAGACCCUUCACUCGCUCCAAAAGGAAGUCCUCCAGUGACAUCACAAUGGACGGCACCCGGGACAAAGAUAAAGAGGAGGCAGAGAAUGAAGGGAUGAAGAAACUGAAUGGGGAGGAGGACAAAGGGAGUGACAGUGAAGGGAAAGGUGAACAGGCAUCUAAAGAGUCUGAUGGGAAAAGAAAGAAGAGAUCUAAGCUGAGCUGGCUGAGGCCUUCUGGGAAACAGCCGAGUAUUUUCUCCAAGUUCCUCAGCGUGGGGAAGAUCAGCUCCGCGAGUGUGAAGAACCAAAACAAACCAGAGCAGGAGAAUGGACUGACCGACGACCAAAGUCCGAAUGAGAAGACCAGUGUGGAGAGUUCACCACACAACGUGGCUGGAGACAAGAAGGCAGUAAAACUUCACGAGGGCCUGGACCUGAUGGAGCACUUGUUCCAGGGCCGGCUGGUUCUUAGGACUCGCUGUCUGGAGUGCGAGAGCUUCACGGAGAGGAGAGAAGACUUCCAGGACAUCAGUGUCCCAGUGCUCGAUGACGAACCCAGCAGCCCAGACGACCUUUCUGAUGUCUCUCCUGAUCCCAAACCAGAGGCGAAGACGCUGAAAUGGGCCAUCGCCCAGUUUGCUUCAGUGGAGCGCAUCGUUGGGGAGGACAAAUACUUCUGUGAGACGUGUCACCAUUACACCGAGGCUGAGAGAAGUCUGCUGUUUGACAAAACUCCUGAAGUGAUCACCAUUCACCUGAAGCGCUUCUCUGCCAACAGUCUGGACCUGGACCCAUAUGCAGGUCUGUCGAAAGUGAACACUCCCUUGCAAACCCCGCUGACCUUGUCUCUGGAGGAGUGGUGCACCCGGCCCUCAUCCACUGAUGGCCAACGCUAUCAGCUGUUUGCCGUGGUCAUGCAUAGUGGUGUCACCAUCAGCAGCGGCCACUACACCGCCUUCGUCCGCAUGUCUGAUCUGAAAGAAGCGAAGCUCCUGCUGCAGGACGGAAAAGAAACCGAGGAAGAGGAGAGGGAGAGUAAAGAGGAAACGCGGGUGAAAGACAAAGCCCUGGACUAUGAUGAUGGGGAGGUGUCUUUCAGCCUGAAUGCGAGGGGUCAAAGGGGCGCGAGUUUGGCUAGCAGCAAAACACGAGGAAAGAAGCUGUCGGAGGGCGGGGUCGGACUCCUGGGGGGCCAGAGGAGUCUGUCUAGCUGUGAGCUUGGGAGCAGCAAACGCACGGAAAAAGCCGCCAGCAGUGGAUCAACCGAGGGAUCCAAACGGAGGAAACCCGUCAACAGCACGGGCCAAAAAACUGAAGCAGGACUAAACAAGGAGGCUAGAGUAGGAGAGGAGGAAUUAACUCCUUCCCGUGGCGGCGUGGAGGCCACCGAGCAGCAGGCUUUGAACAACCUCCUUGAAUAUGAGGGAAAAUGGCUGCUGUUUGAUGACUCGGAGGUGCGUUUGUUUGAGGAAGAGGAUUUCCUGCAAGCCUGCUCUCCUGAGAUGUCCUCUUCAUCGACGCCGUACCUGCUGUUCUACAGAAGGAUGCCUGAACACGGACGCUAACACUGUGCACACUGUUGACUUUGUGGAGGAGGGGGCGGGGGGGGGGGUUGUUGUGCCAGACUUGCUCUUUGCCAAGAAUACUGAGGCAGUGAUAUUAGCAACUGGACUGAAGAGACCUUUCACAGAGCAAACAGUCUGGUCUCCGUGUGGGACCAAGGCUGUUUAGAGCUUUUAGAGGACUCUCACCUCAGUCAGUCUGUCAAUUUAGGUUCAAAGUCAGAUUUUAGAAAUACACCGACAACUUUCUACGUGCUGGGAUUACUUCACCUUUUGAGAGGAUUUUUCUUUUGUAUGUGUGUGUGUGUGUGACUUUUGUAAACUUUAAGUACAGUCACCUGCCUUUUUGCUGUCUGUACUAUUAUUUCUUGGACACUGGCUUUGAUACUUUCUGUCAUCUACACACGUCACGUUUUAUGUUUUCUUUUUAAAAAUUGGAAAAGCACUAAAAGUCCUUUUUUUUUUUUUUUUUUUUUUCUAGCUGAAUAAGUUUCUAAAAUUCAUAUGCAUUUACAAGAGGCCAUCGGUGUUGUGUAUGUUUAGGAAUAGAUCACUCAACUAAAAGCCAAAAUAAGAGCCAAAUAGUUCCCAUACCAACUCCUCAAAAAGUUUCUGCUUUGCACUGAUUCCUUACACUUUUUCUAUUCUAUUUUCUAUUUCUAUUACAUAAAACACACUCAAAUGUUAAUAUAUGCCAAGCUAUACAUAUUUUGUCGGUAACAUAAUUUAUACACAAAUAGCGGGGUGCUAAGUUUCUCUCUCGGUCCAGACAUCAGAAGCUUUUUAAACUUAAAAAUGUAUAUUUCUUCAAUUAGCUGUAAAGGUUUUUAGACUAUACGUUCAGCAAGAUGAUAAACUGCCUCGUACAUCUUUCAUAUCUAAUUUAGUGUGUAACUAUCAAUUUGCAUAUUUCAAUGUGCAAACGAGGAUCUGAAAUCAGGAUCUGUUUUAUGUAAAGGGUGAGUUUCUUAAUUUAGAGAAGGAAGGUUCAAAUCCCCGCUCAGUGAGAGUCUGACUUCCACAGCAUCCGACCUACCUUAACUUCUGUUUUCCUACUUUUCAAGAAAAGGAUCUAAGUUAAUUUUAGACAAAACAAGCACUAAACAUUUGAGCAGUAAUCCCACAGGGACGGAUUUGAGACUAAAACAAGUUUGAAAGGAGGCAAAUCUUUGACACAUCUGAACGUCUGCACGCCGACAUCUACACACGUCACGCAGUGUUUCAGCCGAGAUGCAUUCGAUGCCAGCAACUGGAUUUCAGCAUUUCUUUUUUUACACGCUGUAGCCAGCUCGCUCUCGUGUUCAGGUGCUCACAGUUAGCCAAAACAAGCAAAAUUCAAAGUUAACGCUAACUCUCAGAACUUGUGAAUCUGUCCCUGUAAAUGCUCAUCAGACUUUCCUAUUCAUAAAGGAAUAUGUUUUGUGCUUGUUUAGUGUUUCUUGUCAUGAAUAUUACAUAACUUUGUGUGGAAAAAUAGUCAUUCAAAUAUUCAGUAAAAGGUGACAUUGUUCAUUUCAGGUUCUACAGCAGAGUGUUUAUAAGUCCAAUCAUGGUUUCAGGGAUUAUUAUUUAGCUUAGUGAGUAUUCCCCUUUAUGGGUCAUAUUCAGUUAUUUCAGUAUGAAUCAUAAAUACAUGGGAUAGGUUUCCAGAGCAAGUUUUGGAAUUUAACAAAGUUAAAUAUAACAUGACAAUGGCUGUCUACUUUAAACUCCUAAAUCUAAUUCUGUUAUAUUAAUGUUGGCAGGUUCAUUCUAUAAGCAAUAAAGUUUUUCCCUUCACAUGUC
Perca flavescens (yellow perch) is the source of this 4584-nucleotide messenger RNA. It is a transcript of the gene usp1, whose product is annotated as ubiquitin specific peptidase 1. Bases 316 to 2802 code for a protein of 828 amino acids. Gene Ontology annotation, biological process: protein deubiquitination. Gene Ontology annotation, cellular component: cytosol; nucleus. Gene Ontology annotation, molecular function: cysteine-type deubiquitinase activity. The transcript is spliced from 9 exons. NCBI's taxonomy places the organism in Eukaryota, Metazoa, Chordata, Actinopteri, Perciformes, Percidae. The record is from RefSeq and is a predicted model, not a curated record.